AUGCAGCAACUGCGCUCUUACUGUUAUCGAGCAGCCUCUUCCGCCGGCAGGGCACGCCACACUCAGUUCACCAAGACCAUCACAAAGUUGAUGGCAACUUCGACUGCUUGGCCACAUGGACCCACUGCCAUGGAACAUUUCUUACAGACGCACUACAAGGAGGACUCCUCAGUCAAGGAAGAAGUGGCUGCUCAAUCAAAUAAUUGUGAGUACAUGCAAAAAAACUGCAUGUCCGGCCUUUGUGCAGAAGCCAGCAAAGCAAUGACAGCCCAUGGCAAAGCCUACAUGAUGCGGAUGGAAGAGGAAGCCAAAGCCAAAUGUCAAUAUUGCGCAGACAAGGUAAAACAUGAACUAGAGGAGUUACGCAACCCCUCAGACACUCUCAAACUGCAAUAUAUUGAAGGUUUAGGCAGAGUAGCCGGGCAACUACUAGAGAUAAUAUUUGAGACAACUGGUUGGCAUGGGAGCAUAUACCUAGGUGGCCUGUAUCCAUGUGCAAAUGGGGACAUUCAUGUUUUCAGGAAAGGGAGCACUGGGUUCACCUUCCGCAACUCACUUCCUGACCACACCAGAUGGAUUGUCAAACCAUUCACAAUGUUUCUGAAGGGUGCAUUUGCUUCUAGCGCUACAUCUCAACCACCCGAAGGAUUACAUGGUGAGGAGCAGAUUGACUUUUUCAGUGGAGUCGACAUGCUCAAUCCCACCCCUUCUUUUACUGAAGCCUGUGCUAACACCCCUUCAAUUCCGGUUCAAGAACUGUCGGCUUUGGAGUCUCUGCCUAUGGAAGGCAGAGGUGUAUUCAUACACCCCGCUGACAAAGAACUUUGUGACGUGAUUCACCCAUAUUCACAUGACCCAAACAGCUAUUCCUUGCCCAAUGGUUCCUUUGACUCCGGGUUCUACAGGCCUCUCAACCAUUACAUGAUAGAAAUCAGUUUACCUGAGCCUGAACCUGACAUGGACUACAACCUUCCAAUACUCCCUCCCUUCCCUUCUCAGGAUGGCCCAGACACACCCAUAACUGCAUGGAACAAGGACUUCAAUGCUGGUAGGAUUUCCGUCUUUUAUCUGCCCCAUCUUCAUGAUGCCUUUGCAUGUGUGGCUUCACUGAGUCCUUCUGUCCAAGGCAAGAAAAUACCCCAUGCAUGUCCUGUUAUUUGGGGUCAAGCUACGGCCCCUUCUAUCUAUGAUCAGCUCUGUGACUCAGCACCACCGUCUCCUAAUGCACCCCCUGCAGGCCCCUUGUUGACAGUUCCUGAUGUUGCUGCUGUGCCUGGGCCUCUCACAAGUGACACAUCAACAUCUUCCAAUGCACCAGCCCUACCUUCUACCCCACCUGCACCAACAUUGAUGUCUCCCAAUGCACCAGUUCUACCUUCUACCCCACCUGCAUUAACACCAAUGUCUCCCAAUGCACCAGCCCUCAUGUUGGCAGUUCCACCUUCCUCCACACCUAUAUCUACAUUGUUGUCUUGUCAUGCACCUCCUGCAGCCCUUGUCUUGGCAGUUUUACCUCCUGCCUUGCCUGCAUUAACAUCAACAUCUAUACAUACACCUCCUGCAGCUCUUGUCUCAGCAGUUCCACCUCCUGCCCCUCCUACAGCCCUUGUCUCAGCAGUCACCGCUGUUCCUGCUGUUUCUGUGCCUCUCAUGACUCCUAUGGAAGGUAGUCAGCCUCAAUCUAGCACUGUGGACCAACCAAUGGAGGAGAUGCAACCAUUUGAUGAGAUAGUCAAUCAGUCAUUCUAUUGCAGCAGCCAAAAUUGUCUUCCAUCAACCCGUCUGAUGGACGCUAACAAGAUUGGCAACACUUCAAAGAGAUAA
Suillus bovinus is the source of this 1824-nucleotide messenger RNA. RefSeq lists its product as uncharacterized. The coding region runs from base 1 to 1824 and encodes 607 amino acids. The record is from RefSeq and is a predicted model, not a curated record. Lineage: Eukaryota; Fungi; Basidiomycota; Agaricomycetes; Boletales; Suillaceae. The transcript has 4 exons.